This is a messenger RNA of Vigna radiata var. radiata (mung bean), 1315 nucleotides long. Its product is annotated as probable LRR receptor-like serine/threonine-protein kinase At1g63430. Lineage: Eukaryota; Viridiplantae; Streptophyta; Magnoliopsida; Fabales; Fabaceae. Gene Ontology annotation, molecular function: protein binding. The coding region runs from base 456 to 902 and encodes 148 amino acids. The transcript has 4 exons. The record is from RefSeq and is a predicted model, not a curated record.
GUUUUUACCUUAAAGAUAUCCACAAACCGCCAUUUUUAACAUAAUUCAAAAUAAAAAGGUCCUUCUUUUUUUCAUAGGCCUCACUCAGUGCCAUCAAAAUCCAAACUUGGAUAAACUCUCUUUGAAUCCAAGUUUCAUCCUCUUCUGGGUUGUCUUCAGACUUUAGUAUAGUCCAAUGUCAGUGUCACCCUCUUCCUCACACCUCUCAAAUCCACCAUUUAAAACUCUAUCAGUAGUGUGCAUUUUCUGAACCUCUCAACUUGGCCAAGCUUGUACCUUUUUCUUUUGGGGUAUAAAUCCCUGCAAGUUCUGGGAAAUUCAGUUUCAUACCAUCAUUCUUUUUUGCUGAGUUGCACUUUUGUUGGGAAGACCACCUUGGCAGUGACUAACGAACGAGGAAGAAGAAGAAAAGAAGAAGCAGAAGCAACACAGUGUAGAAAAUUUGGGAGAAGAACAUGAAGUUGUGUACUUUAUUGUUGUUGAUUGGUUUGGUUUCCGUGCUCUCUUUAGUGGCUUCUGUCGGGUUGCCUUCAAAUAAUGAAGUUUUGGCACUUAGAAGAUUCAAAGAAGCUGUUUAUGAAGAUCCACAUAAGGCUUUGUCCAAUUGGAAUACUCUGGAGUCAGAUCCUUGUGACUGGAAUGGUGUUUCUUGCACUGCAACGCGAGAUCAUGUCAUCAAGCUUAAUAUAUCGGGGGCUUCGUUGAAGGGCUUUCUUGCUCCAGAAUUUGGGAAAAUCACAUACAUACAAGAACUGAUCUUACAUGGCAACAAUCUCAUUGGAAUAAUACCUAAAGAAUUGGGCAUGCUGAAAUCUCUUAAGGUGUUGGAUUUGGGAAUGAAUUCCUUGUCUGGGUUGGAAGUCCCACAUCGACUAGAGAUGAGGCCAUUUAAGUGUAUAUAAGUGGGUGCAAACUUCACUCUACAAGCUGGUUUUGUGGGGUUGAGUUAGGCUUAAAGUCCACUUCUAAAACCUAUAAUCAUUGAAGUAGAAAAAUUGUAGGAAAGCCAAGACAUAUGAUUUAUGAAGAGAUAGGAUAUAAGGGAAGAAGUAUAUACAUCUCGAGCGUGGGAUUAGACAUUUUAAUGGGUGGUCCGAUAGCGGGUGGAACAACAUGCCCAACAACAACAGAAAUCACUAGGAUGGGCUCUAAUCAUGGCUCUGAUACCAUGUUAGAAAAGAAGAAAGCAAGCAUAUCCAGAUUUAUGUUUUGCUGUUAGUACUCUCAGUCAAUUUCUUUCCAAUCCUUUGGAAGAUCAUUAUGUAGCAGCAAUAAGGAUCUUGAGAUAUAUCAAGAAAAAUCCAGGACAAGGGUU